CCCAUCUUCGAGCCGGACCCGCCGCCAUGAGCCGCCGGUGUGAGGAGCGCGGCCUGCGCGUGCGGCCCGUGCACAGCGAGCGGCUGUCGGGGCGCUGGGACCCGCCCGCCCUGCAGGGUGGAAAUGGCGUGAUUCUGGAGGGAGAGCUUCUUGAUGUCUCUCGUCACCUCAUCUUGGAUAUUAAUGGCAGGAAGGUGAGCAAGGAGCGAUACUACGUACUGUACAUCAGGCCCAGCCGGGUCCAUCGCCGCAAGUUUGAUGCCAAGGGAAAUGAGAGGGAGCCAAACUUCAGCGACACCAGGAAGGUGAACACCGGCUUCCUCAUGUCCUCCUUCAAAGUGGAAGCCAAAGGCGAUACGGACAGGCUGUCCCCCGAGGAGCUGAAGGGACUGGUGAAUAAGCCGGAGCUGCUGAGUGUGACCGAGCGCCACACCCCCAGCCAGGCUGUGGCCUUCUGGCUGCUGGAGACGGAGCUGGAGAAGAUGGAGCUGGAGCUGGGAACAGAGAUCCGUCUGAAAACCCAGGGUGACAGCCCCUUCAUAUUCUCUCUAGCCAAGCUGCAUGCAGGGACAGUGACCAAGUGUAACUUUGUUGGCGACGGACAGGCUGGGGCUUCCUGGACAGACAACAUCCUGGCUAACAGACCUCCAGGAGGGCCAGCCCCCGAGCCCAGGGGACGAGGGGACGGCGCAGAGGAGGGUGAAUGGGAUGACUGAGAGCCGAGGGACCUUCUCCACUGAGGCAACAGCCACUCUGUACAGUAACUUCUGUUCUUGCUUUUGACUCCACGGCACCAGGGAUGGUGCAGAGCCUGGAUGAGGGGAUUCACACCCCUGGGUUGUUCAGGGUGCAGUUUGCACUGGGCCAGCCCUGAGGAAGAGGUCUCCAUGCCCAGCUGGCCUCUGUAUGUUUUGCAGUGUUUGUCCACCAAGGCCUUUGGGGUCCAUAUCACUCUGCCCUGAGUUCCAAGAAUCCCUGUCUCUCCUCCUCACCUGCAUCCUGCUUUGGCGGAGGCGGAGGCUGUGGCACAAGUGACCGAGCUUAUGCUUCCCUUUGAAAAGGAUGGAAUACUCAGAGCAUGGCAGCUCGGGCUUUUCCUGGCUGCUGUGAGCCACUUGGGGCAGGGUGAAGGUUGGCACUGCCCCUCUGCUUAGUGCACCCUGCUCAGCCGCUGCCCCUGAGAAAUCCCACUCAGUACGUGUGGUAAGGCCUGUCUGGCCCAGCCAGUCCAUCUCCUUGGCCAUAGAGUCUGUUCCUUAUGAAACACUAACCCGUGUAUGCUGCUGAUUGGAAAUGUCCCAAGCUGCAUGCAUGAGCCAUACUCUAACAUCCUGCCUGUGUAUUUAUGAGCAGUGUUUUUUUUUUAAUAAUAAAUCUCUCAAACCUA
Molecule: messenger RNA, 1387 nt
Organism: Gopherus flavomarginatus (Mexican gopher tortoise)
Lineage: Eukaryota; Metazoa; Chordata; Testudines; Testudinidae
Gene: ARPIN
Product: actin related protein 2/3 complex inhibitor
Exons: 6
Coding region: 27-716 (229 amino acids)
Biological process (GO): negative regulation of actin nucleation
Source: RefSeq, a predicted model, not a curated record